CUGCUACAUAAGCAAUGUCACUUAAAAUGUCCCUGAAUGGUAUUGUAGUCCAGGUAUCUGGACACGUAUCAGAUCCUCUUAGAGGGAACAGAUUCACACCCAUACUGGUUGCCCUUCACUUGGCAAGGCGACUGUAACUCUGUUUGAUUGAUGUGAUGGAUGUGUGUUUUUUCCUGAUAUGAAUGUAUGUGUCCAUGUUCCAGGGUGAAAACGAGCAGUCUAUUGAUCUGCUGAAGCGAGCUCUGGAGAGGUCCAAAAAGUCAGCCUUCAUCCACCACCAGCUGGCUAUGUGCUACAAGAAAAAGAAGACAGAUGAACAGACCAAGAAGCCUUUCAACAAACAAAAUAAAGAGGCAAAGCAGUGGAGGUAUAUGUGCAUGAAGCACCUAGACGAAGCUGUCAAGAUAAAGUCUGGUUUUGUCCUCGCAAUUGCUGAUCUGGCACUGCUCUACGGAGAGGAAAAGAAUCUGAGCAAGGCAGAGGAGUUGUUCAAACAGGGCUCGCAGAAGUUAUUAGAGACGGAAAAAGACAUAUGCCAGGUUUUCCAUCUGCGUUACGCUGAGUUUCACCACUAUCACACCAAACAGGAGGCUGAAGCCAUCGCUCACUACACCGAGGGUCUAAAACUGACACCCAAGAAAUGGGAGUGGAAACAGUGCGCUAAGAAGCUGAAGCAGAUCGCAGAGAGGCGUCGGUCAUUAAACGAGAACGAUGAUGAGGCGUACGGCCUGUUGGCUCUGGUGGCCAAAGCUGAAGGCGACAAGAAGACAGCGGCGGAGUUUUACGAGAAAGCUCUGAACUGCGUUGAAAAAGACGAGUACCUGUCUGCUCUCAUGGAGCUACGCAUGGAGCUGCUGGGAUGAAGAAGAACGUUUCUUCUGUUUUUAUUCAUCAGGACGUCGAAUGGAAACUUUUAUUGUCUGAAAUUUUUUAUUUGGUGCUUUUACAAAUUCAGGUUUCCUGGAGACUCGUCAGAGUGCACUCACACUGAAUAUACUAAACAUUUACAUGGAGACAAUAACCUUGAACAGAACCUGUAUAUGCUGUUAAAAUGUUGAAAUAAAAUA
Morone saxatilis (striped sea-bass) is the source of this 1067-nucleotide messenger RNA. Its product is annotated as interferon-induced protein with tetratricopeptide repeats 5-like. Lineage: Eukaryota; Metazoa; Chordata; Actinopteri; Moronidae. The transcript has 5 exons. The coding region runs from base 183 to 863 and encodes 226 amino acids. Gene Ontology annotation, molecular function: protein binding. Gene Ontology annotation, biological process: defense response to virus. The record is from RefSeq and is a predicted model, not a curated record. Gene Ontology annotation, cellular component: cytosol.